Messenger RNA from Pestalotiopsis fici W106-1, 2184 nucleotides. RefSeq lists its product as uncharacterized. Gene Ontology annotation, biological process: DNA-templated transcription; regulation of DNA-templated transcription. Gene Ontology annotation, molecular function: DNA-binding transcription factor activity, RNA polymerase II-specific; DNA binding; zinc ion binding. NCBI's taxonomy places the organism in Eukaryota, Fungi, Ascomycota, Sordariomycetes, Amphisphaeriales, Sporocadaceae. The record is from RefSeq and is a predicted model, not a curated record. The coding region runs from base 1 to 2184 and encodes 727 amino acids. The transcript is spliced from 7 exons.
AUGGCACAGAACCCCGCAAAGUCACCGCCGCAAAAGCGGCCCCGGCUUGCAGAAGAGGGGAUUCGCAAGAGGACCCCAAAAGCAUGUGACUCAUGCAGGAAGCAGAAGGAACGAUGCGAGGGAGGAGUUCCCUGUGGCAGGUGCAUUCGUCUACGUCGUGUUUGCCAAAUUCAAAUGACGAGUGCUUCAACUGACCGGAAAGGCAGAAGACUUGGUUUGACUGAGGCAGUAAGUGAAAGACUAGAAGUGAUGGAACGGAUGCUCCAGCACUUCAUUGGCCACGUUCCAUCUGAAUUGGAUGAACUGCGUAGACUAGCAGAGACUCUAAUUGCCGGAGGGCAGUCGGCGCGUCCUGGCCCAAUUGACUCUGGAAGAGCAGAUGAUUCCGACGCCUCGACAAUGUCAGAUGAGUCUUUUACACGAAAAGAAAUCGCCGGAAAUGCUGCUCAUUAUUCUGGGGAGCUCUCGCAUUGGAAUUUUUCCAACCGAGUCAAGGACGAAAUCUAUCGCCUCGGGGAUGACAGAGACUUCCAUGAAGCGCCCAGCCAGACACAAUACUUCAGGGCCAAGCACCUACAGAUUUCGGAUCCGACCGCCUUAUUAGUGGCACAGUGUUUCCCCCCCAAACCGGUGGCUGAAUUCCUCAUUGCAAUCUUCUUCAAAUACGGGCAGACGAAUUAUUUCUACGUCGAAGAAAAAUGGGUCAUGGAAAAGCUUGAAGGCGUUUACAAGCAGGCGUCACAUGGCUUCCCCACUGAUUCCCCAAUUUGGUGCAUUCUCUUGAUGCUCAUGGCGAUUGGGACUCAAUUUGUUGCUCUCGAUUCGGCCAGAAACGAUGAAGCGGCCCUCGACAAAUCCAUAAACGACGACUCUGCAAUGUUUGAUGAUGAAGUUGGCAUCAGUCUGUAUCAACAGGCUGCCAAGCUCAUUCCAGACAUGCUUGCCAUAGCGUCCGUGGAGAGUGUCCAGGCCUUUCUACUUCUUGGCGUAUACACUCUCCCGCAGGACACAUCGGGACUUUCGUAUACAUACCUGGGAGUGGCAAUCAAAAUGGCCAUCCAGAAUGGCAUGCAUCGCACUUAUUCGGGGGUUCUCCUGGACUCACAUGCUUUAGAAGUCAGAAAACGGCUUUGGUGGACGAUAUACACCCUCGAGAAACGUAUCUGCAUCCUCCACGGAAGACCUUUGUCAAUCUCUCGUGCAGAUAUAGAUGUUGAGCUACCCAUGGAGACACCGCAUUUUCAAUCACCGAAGUUUGAGAAUUUUCGAGCCAUAAUCAUGCUAACUCCGUAUCUGGAAGCGGUAGCAUCUAUAAUUGGUCGACUGGGAGACGCAUCAAAGUCACGACAGACAGAGUGUCUUGAGGAAUUGGUGCGGCAAAGCAAUAGUCUUAAAGCCUGGUGGUGUUCGCUACCAUCAAGUUUUCGAUGCAAGGACAUGGAUCCCCAGGAAGACACCUUUCGGGCAAAUGUGCACUUGAACCUUGCCUUUUUGCUCACUCAGGUAUUCAUGGGCCGCCCUUUCUUAUUCACGUAUAACGAAACCUCCGCGUCACUAGGGCCAUCAAGUUCAAAGGCGUCUCGGGCACGAUCAACUCUUACUUCCGAUUGCAUCAAAGCUGCACACCAGAUUCUCGACUUUUGUUUACUUUUGAACGAUCAUGGUGGCCUGACAAGGGCAUCUUACAUAGAGUUUAGCUCGUGUCAGGCCGCAAUGCUGGUGUUUAUUGCUCACAGUCUGAAUGAGAACACAAAGCAUCUGCGAGACUGUCUUAAGAAAGGCAUGAAUCUGAUGCGGCUCAUGACCAAGGGAACCGACCCAGCAAAACUCGAAUUUCCAGUUGUUGAACUGCUCGAUAGAGCGAUACGUCGUUUGCAUAACCAGUUGGGGGUCCAGGCCAGAAAGUCCACGCAACAAACUUGUGCAUACGAACAGUUCAAGAAUUGGGCGCAAUUGUGGAAGCAGCACUCUCCUCCAGGCCAGACCUAUUCCGACGCAACAAGCCAGCUGCCAUCGGGAGAUCCAACUGACAUUGAUUUGUCAGAAACUCUAUGGUCACAGGCGGUAUCUUUUGAAACGAGUUUUGCGCUCGAGCCAUUUUUCCCUUAUCCUCAUUUGAUAGGUGGAGAUACUUUUGGUGAAAAUGAGGCAUCAAGCUUGACGAACAAUCAGAUGCCUCAGUGA